UGAAAUAAAAGAACAAAAGGGGGGGACUUUGAGAAUAAUGGAUGAGGAGAGGAUUCCGUGAGAUAGGCGUAGCUUUCCCUUCGCUUUUCCCUCUUCUUCUACUCCGUAACCCUUUUCCUCCUCCUUCUUCGGCGCCGCCUCUCUCACUCUUCUCCAUCGUUCCUUCCUCUCGUGCUUGUUCCAUUCGCUCUUCUUCAUCCCAUACGCCGCCGCCGUUUCCUCCUCCUACGUCUUCCGCCGCCAUGGGUUCGCAGGACGUGGAGUGGCCGGCCAAUCACGUGAGGGACACCUUCAUCAAGUUCUUCGAGGACAAGAACCAUGUUGACUGGAAGUCCAGCCCUGUCGUUCCUCUCAAUGAUCCCACUCUCCUCUUUGCCAAUGCUGGAAUGAAUCAGUUUAAGCCAAUAUUCUUGGGGACGGCGGAUCCGAAUACCGCCCUCAGCAAACUGAGUCGAGCUUGCAACACUCAGAAAUGUAUUCGAGCGGGUGGAAAACACAAUGAUCUUGAUGAUGUUGGGAAAGACACUUACCACCACACCUUCUUUGAGAUGCUUGGCAAUUGGUCUUUUGGGGAUUACUUCAAGAAAGAAGCCAUUGAAUGGGCUUGGGAGCUUCUCACCAAGGUUUAUAAGCUUCCCAGUGAUCGGAUCUACGCCACCUAUUUUGGUGGUGAUGAGAAAUCUGGUCUUGCUCCUGACAAUGAAGCCAGAGACAUAUGGCUCAAUUUUCUACCUUCUGGACGUGUUCUGCCUUUUGGCUGUAAGGAUAAUUUUUGGGAGAUGGGCGACACUGGUCCGUGCGGACCAUGUACUGAAAUACAUUAUGACAGAAUUGGUAACCGUGAUGCUGCAUCCCUGGUUAACAAUGAUGAUCCCACGUGCAUUGAGAUUUGGAACCUUGUCUUUAUUCAGUUCAACAGAGAAAAUGAUGGCUCCCUAAAGCCUUUGCCUGCUAAGCAUGUUGAUACGGGGAUGGGUUUCGAGAGAUUGACUUCUAUACUUCAGAACAAGAUGAGCAAUUACGAUACCGAUGUGUUCUUACCCAUCUUUGACGCUAUCCAAAAGGCAACUGGGGCUCGACCAUAUAGUGGGAAAGUUGGAUCAGAUGAUAUUGACAAAGUUGAUAUGGCAUACAGAGUUGUUGCGGAUCAUAUAAGAACACUUUCAUUUGCCAUCGCUGAUGGUUCCUGUCCGGGCAAUGAGGGUCGUGAAUAUGUUCUCAGGCGUAUUCUUAGACGAGCUGUUCGAUAUGGAAGUGAGGUCCUAAAAGCUCAAGAAGGAUUUUUCCAUGGACUUGUAAAUAUUGUGGUGAAAGUGUUGGGUGAUGUUUUCCCGGAGCUAAAGCAGCAUGAGGUGCGCAUUAGGGAAAUAAUAGCUGAAGAAGAAGCAAGUUUUGGGAAGACAUUACUUAAGGGUAUUGAGAAAUUUAAGAAAGCUGCUCAGGACGUUGAGGGGAAGGUAUUGAGUGGGCAGGAUGCUUUUGUCUUGUGGGAUACAUAUGGUUUCCCUUUAGAUUUGACUCAGUUAAUGGCAGAGGAAAGGGGCUUACUAGUGGAUGUUGAGGGUUUCAAUAAUGCCAUGGAUGAGGCAAGGGAAAGAUCAAGGAGUGCUCAAACUAAGCAAUCUGGUGGCGCUAUCAUCAUGGAUGCUGAUGCUACUGCAGCAUUGCACAAGAAGGGGAUCGUGGCAACAGAUGAUAGCUUCAAAUUUACUUGGUUCAAGGACCAUGAAACUGCAGUAAAAGCAAUUUAUACUGGUUCUGAAUUUUUGGAAAGUUCAUCAGGGAGCGGUGAUGUUGGUGUUGUUUUGGAGUCCACAAGUUUCUAUGCUGAGCAAGGUGGUCAGAUUUUUGAUACCGGAGCACUAGAAGGUCCUUUUGGUUCAUUUGAAGUCGUUAAUGUUCAAAUUUUUGGAGGUUUUAUUCUCCAUAUUGGUCAUGUCCCCAAAGAGAGUAGCAAAUUCUCUGUGGGUGACAAAGUAAUUUGCAAGGUUGAUUAUGCCAGACGUACGCUUAUUGCUCCGAACCACACCUGCACACACAUGCUGAACUUUGCACUUAAGGAAGUACUUGGGAAUCACGUUGACCAGAAGGGUUCUAUUGUUCUUCCUGAGAAGCUGAGAUUUGAUUUUUCUCAUGGUAAGCCAGUGGAUCCUAAUGAUUUGAGAAGGAUUGAAUCUAUUGUGAACGAGCAAAUUAAAGCAGAAUUAGAUGUUUAUUCCAAUGAGGCAACCCUUGCAGAUGCCAAGCGCAUUAAUGGUUUGCGAGCUGUCUUUGGAGAAGUCUACCCUGAUCCAGUUAGAGUGGUAGCAAUUGGGAGAAAAGUUGAGGAUCUUCUGGCUGAUCCAGAAAAUGAAAAAUGGUCGUCAAUUUCAGCAGAAUUGUGUGGAGGGACCCAUAUAUCAAAUACAAAAGAAGCUAAGGCUUUUGCCCUUUUAUCUGAGGAAGGAAUUGCGAAAGGAAUUCGAAGAAUAACUGCUGUCACAACUGAUUGUGCUUCUGAGGCUAUGAAAUUGGCCAACUCACUUGAGCAGGAAGUAGAUGAUGCGUCCAAGGAUGAAGGAAUCUCACUAGAAAAGAAAGUUGCUUCUUUGAAAAAUCGUGUGGAUUCUGCACUAAUUCCGGCUGCCAAGAAAGCUGAUAUUAGGAGCAAGAUUGCCCUUCUUCAGAAUCAAGUGAAAAAGGCGCAAAAGAAGAUUGCUGAAGAAAAUCUACAAAAAGCUAUCCAGGUUACAACUAUGAUUGCCGAUAAUGCUACGUCAGAGGGAAAGGCAUUCUGCAUAUGCAGUGUUGAUGUUGGCUUAGAUGUAAAUGCCGUCCGUGAAGCAGUGUCGAAAGUUAUGAAGGACAAGUGUUGUGUGGCUGGACAACAGGGGAUGUCUGCUAUGGUUUUCAGCACCGACGUAACCACAAAUAAGGCUGUGGUAUGUGCUGGAGUUCCAGAGAAAGGAGACAAAAGUAAGCUAUUGGAUGUGACAGCCUGGUUGACGGCAGCUUUAGAGCCCUUGAAGGGAAGGUGCGGCAAGGGAAAAGGCGGUCUUGCUACUGGCCAGGGGACAGAUGCAUCACAUGUACAGGAGGCCAUGUCUCUUGCAUCAUCAUUUGCGUCGAUGAAACUGAGAUGAAAAAGAAUCCCGAAUGUUCUUUUUGGGGAAAGCAUUGGGGUUGUCCGAGCCUCCACCCAAGAGAAGUUGAUUAUACAAUUGAAAACGAGAACAGAUACCAGAUCAGUAACUUAUUUGAGAAGCUGCCAUUUGGAGAUGUUCGUUUGAAUGCCACUCAAGAAAUACUUCAAUUACGAAAGGUGUUUUCAUUAAUGGUGAAUAUGCAUUCAGUGUUAAAACAUUUUAUUUAUCAAUGUUACUUAAGGUUAUUGAACAACACAACAUGAACUCACUCACCUGAUGAAUUGCUGAUACGAGUGUCAAAAAAUAUUUUAUUACGAGUCGCCUUUUAUUUUAGUUAAUCUAUAAUAUACCUCAUUUACGAGAGCAAA
This is a messenger RNA of Morus notabilis, 3493 nucleotides long. RefSeq names its product alanine--tRNA ligase. Gene Ontology annotation, biological process: tRNA modification; alanyl-tRNA aminoacylation. Gene Ontology annotation, molecular function: ATP binding; aminoacyl-tRNA deacylase activity; alanine-tRNA ligase activity. Lineage: Eukaryota; Viridiplantae; Streptophyta; Magnoliopsida; Rosales; Moraceae. Gene Ontology annotation, cellular component: mitochondrion; chloroplast; cytoplasm. The transcript is spliced from 23 exons. The record is from RefSeq and is a predicted model, not a curated record. The coding region runs from base 42 to 3122 and encodes 1026 amino acids.